ACAACAAAAGUCAAUUUUGUGGUACAACUAAAGUAUAGACAAAUUGAUUACCAUUUUGUGUGUUGUGUUUGUGUAACGAAAAACACACGACUUUUUUGUUGUUCAGACAAAUGGUUUGUUUGUSUCUUGACUUACAACUGAUGCCAUCAUUUAGUUGCCAUUAAUUGAUUGAAUCCGUCAUUAACUCCGACUAUAGUGUAACAGACAGACAGUCWGACUGACCAAUCAUGUCAUUACUUCAGAAGCCGAAGAGUGAGAUGACUCCCGAAGAGUUGGCCAAAAGAGAAGAAGAAGAGUUCAAUACCGGGCCGUUGUCUGUAUUGACACAAUCCGUCAAAAACAACACUCAAGUCCUAAUCAAUUGCCGAAACAAUCGGAAACUGUUGGGUCGGGUCAAGGCUUUUGACAGACAUCUCAAUAUGAUCUUAGAGUCGGUCAAAGAGAUGUGGACUGAAGUACCGAAACAGUCAAAGGGCGGGAAGAAAAAGGCCAAACCUGUCAAUAAAGAUAGAUAUAUAUCAAAGAUGUUUCUCAGAGGAGAUUCCGUUAUUCUGGUCCUCAAGAAUCCACUCGCCGUUACCGAUGCCAAGCGAUAGGACGACAACACUAUUAUUAUUAUUAUUUGCCGUAAAUGUUAAAUGACUUACAAUUUGCCUGUUUUUUGAUAUCAUUUGACACUUAAUUCAUAAUUUUAAAUAUUAUUAAUUAAGAGUUUGUAUUCAAAUUUCAUUCAUAUUUACAAUAAAACA
Oppia nitens is the source of this 749-nucleotide messenger RNA. RefSeq names its product small nuclear ribonucleoprotein Sm D2 (gene SmD2). Lineage: Eukaryota; Metazoa; Arthropoda; Arachnida; Sarcoptiformes; Oppiidae. Gene Ontology annotation, molecular function: RNA binding. Gene Ontology annotation, biological process: RNA splicing; spliceosomal snRNP assembly. The record is from RefSeq and is a predicted model, not a curated record. Gene Ontology annotation, cellular component: U5 snRNP; catalytic step 2 spliceosome; U2 snRNP. The coding region runs from base 228 to 596 and encodes 122 amino acids. The transcript has a single exon.